This is a messenger RNA of Quercus lobata, 4365 nucleotides long. Its product is annotated as protein TOPLESS-RELATED PROTEIN 2-like. The transcript is spliced from 26 exons. Gene Ontology annotation, biological process: regulation of DNA-templated transcription. The record is from RefSeq and is a predicted model, not a curated record. The coding region runs from base 471 to 3881 and encodes 1136 amino acids. Gene Ontology annotation, molecular function: protein binding. Lineage: Eukaryota; Viridiplantae; Streptophyta; Magnoliopsida; Fagales; Fagaceae.
AGAGAGAGAGAGAGAAACAAAAGUUGUGUAAAACCAUUUCCAGAGCACAGUCCGAGAGAGAAAAAGAGGGUUGUUGCAGAGUUAUAGCUGCGAAGCACAUAGACAGAGAGAGAGAGAGAGAGAGAGAGAAGAAAUAAAACCCAUUUGAAAGAAGAAGAAGAAGAAGAAGAGGUUGCAAAACCCUAAACAAAAAAGUGUUUCUUUUUUGCAUUCUCUGAAGGACCAGCAUUACUUGGUACUGAUUUUGGAGGAGUGUUUGUUUAUGUUGGGACUUUAGACUGAGGUGAAAUUUGGUUCCAAAAGAAAGCUGAAGAAGAAAUUUCAUCUGGGUAUUAUAUUUUUCAUCAAAUUAAUGAUCUUUACUGCUUGAAAGAGGAUUCUGCGACACCUGUGUUGAUUGUGGGUGGAAUUAAACGCUUUGGAUUUAACUUUAGAUCUUUGCACUGGAGCGUUUAGGAGUACCGGGCACAAUGUCUUCCUUAAGUAGGGAGUUGGUGUUUCUGAUACUGCAGUUCCUGGAUGAGGAAAAAUUCAAGGAAACGGUUCAUAAGUUAGAGCAAGAGUCUGGCUUCUUCUUCAAUAUGAAACAUUUUGAGGAUCAGGUCCUGGCGGGUGAGUGGGAUGAAGUGGAGCGCUAUUUAUGUGGCUUCACAAAGGUAGAAGACAACCGAUAUUCAAUGAAAAUUUUCUUUGAAAUUAGGAAGCAGAAGUACUUGGAAGCUCUUGAUAGGCAGGAUCGAGCAAAGGCUGUUGAGAUUCUUGUCAAAGACCUUAAGGUUUUUGCAUCCUUUAAUGAAGAACUUUUCAAGGAGAUUACUCAGUUGCUUACUCUGGAUAACUUUAGGCAAAAUGAGCAGCUUUCAAAGUAUGGAGACACAAAAUCAGCUAGAAACAUCAUGCUUAUAGAACUCAAAAAACUAAUUGAAGCAAACCCACUGUUUCGUGAUAAGCUUGUGUUCCCAUCCUUCAAAAGUUCACGGCUAAGGACCUUAAUUAAUCAGAGUCUAAAUUGGCAGCAUCAGCUUUGCAAGAAUCCUCGUCCGAACCCUGAUAUUAAAACACUCUUCACAGAUCAUUCUUGCUCUCCAAAUAGUAAUGGAGGUCGUCCUCCCCCCACAAACAGUCCCCUUAUGGGACCAAUUCCUAAGGCUGGGGCAUUUCCCCCUAUUGGUGCACAUGGUCCAUUUCAGCCUGUUGUCUCCCCAGCUCCGGGUGCUAUUGCUGGGUGGAUGUCAGGCACCAAUCCUUCUUUACCUCAUGCUGCCGUAGCAGCAGGGUCCCCUGGUCUUGUGCAGCCUUCUAGUGCGGCUGCAUUCUUAAAACACCCAAGGAACUCCACUGGUGUAACAAGCAUGGAUUAUCAAUCUGCUGAUUCCGAGAACUUGAUGAAGCGGAUACGCACUGGCCCGUCUGAAGAGGUUUCCUUUUCUAGUGUAAUGCACACUCCUAAUGUCUGUUCACAAGACGACCUUCCUAAAGUUAUCGUGCGGACCCUCAAUCAAGGAUCUAAUGUCAUGAGCAUGGACUUUCAUCCACAGCAACAAACCAUUCUUCUAGUUGGGACAAAUGUUGGUGACAUUGGCCUUUGGGAAAUUGGGUCCCGGGAAAGGUUGGUGCAUAAGCCAUUCAAGGUUUGGGAUAUCUCAGCUGCCUCUAUGCCAUUACAGACAGCAUUGGUGAAUGAUGCUGCGAUAUCAGUGAAUCGAUGUGUUUGGGGGCCAGAUGGACUUAUGCUAGGUGUUGCCUUCUCAAAGCAUAUUGUUCAAAUAUACACAUACAAUCCAAAUGGAGAACUAAGACAGCAUUUGGAGAUUGAUGCACAUGCUGGUGGUGUUAAUGACAUUGCGUUUGCUCAUCCCAACAAGCAACUGUGUAUUGUCACAUGCGGUGAUGAUAAGACAAUUAAGGUAUGGGAUGCUGUAACGGGACGUAGGCAGUACACUUUUGAAGGCCACGAAGCUCCUGUAUAUUCAGUCUGUCCUCAUUACAAAGAAAAUAUCCAAUUUAUUUUCUCUACUGCCAUUGAUGGGAAAAUCAAAGCUUGGCUCUAUGAUUGCCCAAGAUCUAGAGUGGAUUAUGAUGCUCCUGGUCUUUGGUGCACCAUGAUGGCAUAUAGUGCUGAUGGAACCAGGCUCUUCUCAUGUGGAACGAGUAAAGAAGGUGAAUCACAUCUAGUUGAGUGGAAUGAGAGUGAAGGAGCUAUAAAACGGACAUAUUCUGGUUUCAGGAAGCGCUCCUUAGGGGUUGUUCAGUUUGACACAACCAGGAACCGGUUCUUAGCUGCUGGUGAUGACUUUCAGAUUAAGUUCUGGGAUAUGGACGCUACCAAUAUGUUGAUAGCUGUUGACGCAGAUGGUGGACUGCCCGCUAGUCCUAGACUAAGAUUCAACAAGGAAGGGUCAUUGUUGGCGGUCACAACUAGUGACAAUGGUAUCAAGAUUUUAGCUAACAAUGAUGGUGUGCGCUUGAUAAGGAUGCUGGAGAGCAGGGCUAUUGAUAAAAAUCGAGGCCCUUCUGAACCCAUUAACUCUAAGCCUCUGCUUGGUAACUCUUUGGGCCCAUUGGCAAAUGUUUCUCCUGCUGCUGCUCCAAUAAUGGAGCGUCCUGAUAGAAAUCCUGCUGCUGUAUCCAUCAGUAGUCUUGGUAACAUGGAUAGCAGCAGGCUUCUUGAUGUCAAACCACGAAUCUCGGAUGAUGUAGAAAAGAUUAUGAGCUGGAAAUCAUCUGAUAUUGUGGAUACAUCUCAACUCAAGGCUCUGCGAUUGCCUGACUCUGCAACAGCAGUCAAGGUUGUGCGACUGAUCUACACUAACAAUGGCAUGGCUCUACUGGCCCUUGCUUCCAAUGCCGUUCACAAACUUUGGAAAUGGCAACGUAGUGAAAGGAAUCAACUGGGAAAGGCUACUGCAUAUGUAGUGCCACAGUUGUGGCAACCUCCCAGUGGAACUCUUAUGAGUAACGAUGUAAAUGAAAAUAAACCAUCUGAUGAAUCUUCUGCAUGUAUUGCUCUAUCUAAAAAUGAUUCCUAUGUCAUGUCUGCUUCUGGUGGGAAGGUCUCUUUGUUCAACAUGAUGACGUUUAAGGUCAUGACAACAUUUAUGUCCCCACCUCCUGCAGCCACUUUUUUGGCAUUCCACCCUCAAGAUAAUAAUAUAAUUGCAGUAGGAAUGGAGGAUUCUACUAUUCAAAUAUAUAAUGUCAGAGUUGAUGAGGUUAAAACCAAGCUCAAGGGUCACCAGAAUCGGAUUACAGGGCUUGCAUUUUCCCAAACCUUAAAUGUGCUGGUUUCUUCUGGAGCUGACGCACAGUUAUGUGUGUGGAGCAUUGAUGGGUGGGAGAAGAAGAAAACAAGGUUCAUUCCAGCACCAGCUGGUCGCCAAGCUCCACUGGUUGGGGAAACUAAAGUUCAGUUUCAUAAUGAUCAAGCACACGUGUUGGUUGUACAUGAAAGUCAAAUUGCUAUCUACGACAGCAAGCUGGAAUGCUCACGCUCAUGGUAUCCAAGAGACACACUUCCAGCACCCAUAUCAAGUGCAAUUUAUUCAUGUGAUGGUCUACUGGUUUAUGCUUCUUUUUAUGAUGGUGCUGUUGGAGUUUUUGAUGCGGAUAGCUUAAGGAUCAGAUGUCGAAUAGCACCUUCUGCUUACAUUCCAUCAUUUUCUGUUAGCGGCAACUCGGCCUCUCCUUUGGUUAUAGCUGCUCAUCCAUCUGAGCCUAACCAGAUUGCUCUUGGCAUGAGUGAUGGUACAGUACAUGUAGUAGAGCCAAUUGAUGUAGAGCAAAAGUGGGGUGGCCCGUCCUCUCAUGAUAACGGGUCAAUGCCUUCUAAUUCAUCAAAUCCUUCCCUGAGUGGUCAAGCAUCAGAGCUUCCUGCUAGGUGAUCGAGGGUGUAGAUAAGUCUGCGCAACCACAAGGAGUAUAGAGAGCGAUCGUGAAUUUUAAUCAUUACCAUCUUCAUAUUUUGCUUAAGCCAUUGAUUUAGAUCUUUACUUCUAUAUAAUAUUCAUUGUAAAUUCUUUUUGUUUUUGGUCAUUUUGCUAAUAGAAAGUUUGGAGUAAUUUAUAUCUUGCUGUUGGUCAGCAAAGUUGAAGACAUCGUGGAAGACCAGUUGCCUUCUACCACACUACGUAUUUAAAAAUGCAUUCGAGGACAUCCAGUGAGGGUCAUUGGUUUAGCAAAGUAGUUGGAAGGCAUUCAGAGAAGCCAUUUGUCUUUCAUUAUAUUAGUUUUGGAGGGUUUCUGAUCAUAUGCCUAAUUCUUGCCUAAUGUUAUAACUAUGAUAUAGCUUCAUGUACUGUGGUGUUAGCAUGAGUGUUUUUGAGGGUGUCAUUUCCCUUCAUUUAUUUUAAUCUCAAUUUUUUAACA